Colletotrichum karsti is the source of this 2211-nucleotide messenger RNA. RefSeq lists its product as uncharacterized. Bases 1 to 2211 code for a protein of 736 amino acids. The transcript is spliced from 4 exons. The record is from RefSeq and is a predicted model, not a curated record. Lineage: Eukaryota; Fungi; Ascomycota; Sordariomycetes; Glomerellales; Glomerellaceae. Gene Ontology annotation, molecular function: oxidoreductase activity.
AUGAAAAUCGCAACUCUCCUCGCCGUCUUCACCGCUUCAGUCGCGGUUUCUGCUGCUCCCGCCUUCGGCGUGACAGAUGCCUCCGUCGAGGUCGCCAGAGAUCAGGUCAUCAGCGCCCGCGAUAAAUACCUUUGGUGCGGCGACUGCAGUGGUGGAAAGCAGUUCUCGGAGGAGUCGAGUACGGAACGAGCUGAGCAGAAGAAGCAAGUUCUGGGCUCCUUCAAUUAUUACAACGGGCUUGGUACUCCUGCGCUCGACGAUCUUACCAUCAUCGAGGGAACAUCGCCAGACAACAAAACCUACCAUGUGCCAGUCACCGACUUGCGCUCCCUCCCAGCUCCUCUGUCAUCAUACACACACGACAAGCAUGGUUUCCAGAUCGUUCGCCAGCCUUUGCCAAUCUCGCCAGCGCCAGGCUCAGUUCACGACCACAAAGUCAUGACCAACGAGUACUACCCCGUCAUGACCGACUUGCUGAAGAAAACACUCGGCGCCCGCUGCGUUACCGUUCGCAAACACUCCCUUCGAGACAUCCCAAAUUGGGAGAUCAUAGGGAUGAACCCAGAAGUCGGCUUCGAGAUCGAAUCCUUGGCCCCGUUCAACAUCGCCCACUCGGAUUACACGCCUGCUGGAGCACGCGGCCAUUUCCGCGCGAUGAAGGAGUCUGACUGGUUCUCCGAGAACGAUACGGCAGACGGCUGCACCACGCCCGGGGAGCGAGAAGAGUUCCUUCGACUCCGGAGAGAAAUCAUCGAGGCCGAGGAUCGCGCGAUUGCGGAAGCUGGAAUCGACCCGGAAGGAUUGGGGGACGAUAAAAGACCGACGGGGGGUCAUUGGGCUUGGGACGGCUCCAAUUACGACGGCCCUCGAUACGGAUUCUUCAGUAUUUGGCGCGCUUGGGAGACGGUCCGUCGAGAUCCGUUGGCUGUCAUGGACAUGAGCCAGCGUGCCUCGGAAGACAUCGACUACGCACCGUUGACGCGGACGUAUCGGAAUCGUCCGGGAUGCGUGCCAUUUUAUUACAGCCAGAACGCAAUGAUUCUUCCUUCGAACGUGCGAAGAAGAGACUCGGGGUUCGAUGAUGGCGACGGAGAUCGUGAGCACGCGUGGUGCUACUUGAGUGAGCAGACACCGGAGGAGGUGUACUUGAUCAAGUUCUUCGACAGUGAGGCUUUGCCCUCGAUCAACAACGCCUAUCUAAAAAGAGAAAAGCCCACCGCCAACAUGACGAGCAAGCAGACGAGCAAGCACGAAAAACGGAAGCAGCGACAGCAAGAAACCCUGAAGCUGCAAGAGCAGCUGCGAGCCCUCCUCGGUGGCGACACCACACCUGACGGCACCAGAAUCGAGGGAAUCGAGAUGCAACUCAGUGCGAACUUGCUGAAGAUAUUUGAGCUCUGUCCCGAUGUUUCUCCCGUAUCUCUCUGGGAAGAAGGCGGUCCUCUUCACAAGAUCGCCUACAGCCGAAAUGCCGUCAAAUCUGUCGUGGCGAGGCUCAAGCAAAAGACAACCGAGAGCGGACUGACAUACUCGCCGAUUUCAUCCCCCGCGGAGACCACGUGCGACACCGAUAUGGCUACUAGUGAGAAGGCCGCGGAGGAUACGAUCAGUGUCGCCUCGCGGCAAGAAGAUGACUCUAUGGACACGGAGGAACAAGUCAGGAUCGGUCUUGCCGCCGCCAGUCUCUCGGCUCCUGACGCUGGUGAGGCUGACACCGAAGAGACGUCCCAGUACUACACCGCUCGCAGAGAGGAUCUCUCUUGCCUUGAGUCAGGCACCCGGCUCACUGGCAAGGUCAUCUUCGAUGCCCUUCAGCUUUCCGUCAAGCUCAACCCACUCCGAUACAUCAUCCUCGAUCCUGUCGCGUCCGCAAGCAUUCUCGAAACCCCCUUUGACUACCCAAAUCAUCGCCAUCAGCAAUGGGUUCUUGUCAAGUUCGACCGUCUAAGAAACAUCAUCACCGUAUUCGACUUGUCGUCGAUAUCACCUACCGUAUCUCCAGAAGUCGAAGCCCACGUGCGCUUGCUUGCCACAUACCUCGUUAUGACCGAUUUGGUCCCGACCGUCCGCAGCGGAGCUUGCCCACAACAGAUCAGCAUUGAUGACUGUGGCGUCGCCGUCAUCGUGAAUGGCAUGCGAGCUAUCUCUACUUGCCCGACUGUGGUCCUCCAGGGUUCCCGGCGCUGUGACAUGAAAGACUACACCCUGUAG